UAUUAAACAACAAAAAUGAAAAUGAAAAUGGUGCCUUCACUGUCUCUGUUCCCUCGAACACUAUCUGUGUUCCCUGGAAACCCUAGAUAUAGUGCUUGUACAAAAUCCAGGGCUCCGUGGUUGCUGAUAAGAGCUUGUUCCACUUCCAAUUCCAAUUACGCAGGAGUUGCACUGGAGGAGAGCGUGAAUUCGACGACGACUAAGGUACGAUUAGAUACAUGGAUUUCCUCGCGCAUCGAUGGCAUUAGUAGAGCUCGCGUUCAAUCCACCAUCAAAUCUGGUCUUGUCACCGUCAAUGGCCGUAUCAUCGAUAAGGUGUCGCACAAGCUUAAAUCUGGCGACAAGGUUAGCUGCACUAUAUCGGAGUUGCAACCACUCAAAGCUCAACCGCAAGAUAUACCUUUGGAUAUUCUUUAUGAAGACGAUCAUCUACUUGUUGUGAACAAACCUCCCCAUAUGGUUGUUCAUCCUGCACCGGGAAACGCUACUGGAACACUUGUGAAUGCCAUAUUACAUCACUGUUGUCUUCCCGUGGCUUCAUUCCCGAUCAUGGAAAUACCCUCUGACGAAGACGAUGUCUCUCAAGGUGAAAUCAGUAGCUACUCUGCCGAUGACACUUAUUUAGAGCCGUCAUUUUCUGGAUUAACUGAGGCAUCUAUACGGCCGGGAAUUGUGCACAGAUUAGAUAAAGGAACCAGCGGACUGCUUGUCGUUGCCAAGGAUGAGCAUUCUCAUGCCCAUUUAUCUGAACAAUUCAAGCAACGAACCGUCCAAAGAGUAUAUAUUAGUUUAACUUGUGGGGUGCCGUUUCCAGCUUUAGGACGUGUUAAUAUUCCGAUUAGUCGUGACUUAAAUAACCGCAUUCGUAUGGCCGCUGUAGUUGGAUCUGGUAAAUGCGGAAAGACACGUCAUGCCGCUAGUAGGUUCAGAGUGAUUGAAAUACUUGCUGGUGGUGGUUGUGCAUUAGUUGAGUGGAGGCUAGAAACUGGGCGUACACAUCAGAUUCGUGCUCAUGCAAAGUACUUGGGAAUUCCUCUUCUGGGUGAUGAGGUAUAUGGAGGGACUAAGAGCCUGGCCCUGGACCGGUUGCAGCAAAAAAACUCGUCUAACUUACCCGGGAAACUUCUGCAACUAAUUUCUAAUUUAGAGAGGCCAUGUCUGCAUGCCUUAACUCUCGGGUUUAUGCAUCCGCACACGAGGAAACAAGUGCACUUUUCUUGCCUGCCACCUGUAGAUUUCGCUGAGGUUCUGAGUGUUCUGCGGUCGGUUAAUACAGAGAAGAUUAUGAACAUGGAGGAGGUUUACAAUUAAGAUAUUAUGGUCGUAGCUGAGCUUGAUUAUUACAUCCAGAGCUUCUUGCAAUCAGAUUGCCAAUUCUCCAUUUCCUAUCUCGAUCAAUGGGAGCAGGUUGAUAGACCACUCGUUCUGUAUUGCUGGAUUAAAAAGAUGAUAUCUCACAGCUUAAAGUGUGGCGCACAGUGGAAGGUGCUAAGACAAAUAUGGCAAGGGUAUAUUACAACCUACAAAGUGUACCUCAAGUUCUCAACACUACAAAUUUUGCUCGUUUUUACUUUCGCGCCCCCGCCCCCCCCCCCCCCCCCCCCCCCCCCCCCCCCCCGAAGUUGUCGAUUUGUAAACAAGUUGUUUAUAUCUAGAGAGUGAGAGGUGGAUUCAACGAGAAAGAUAAGCUUUAUAAUGUUCGUACUCUGCGUAUUCAUCUCAGUGAAGAACCAGAUCAACAAGGCUUCUUCUUCAUA
Molecule: messenger RNA, 1757 nt
Organism: Daucus carota subsp. sativus
Lineage: Eukaryota; Viridiplantae; Streptophyta; Magnoliopsida; Apiales; Apiaceae
Product: RNA pseudouridine synthase 2, chloroplastic
Exons: 8
Coding region: 16-1311 (431 amino acids)
Biological process (GO): pseudouridine synthesis
Molecular function (GO): RNA binding; pseudouridine synthase activity
Source: RefSeq, a predicted model, not a curated record